Paramecium pentaurelia is the source of this 522-nucleotide messenger RNA. The record is from the annotation of a GenBank genome assembly. NCBI's taxonomy places the organism in Eukaryota, Ciliophora, Oligohymenophorea, Peniculida, Parameciidae.
AUGUAUUAAUUAGAAGACCUAUUAGAGAAACCAGAGAUUUAUGAAAAUUUAUCAUUAUUUAAGGACUUUAUAAAAGGAGUUCAUAAAUUGUGUGAUUAAUUUGAAGAUAAAAUAAAAAUGAUUCCUAAAUAGGAAUUUUUAGAUGAAGAAAAAUCAAAAAAGGGUGUAGAAAAUUAAAUUAAGAAAAAGAUAAAAAAGGGAGAUAUAAAGAAUUAGAUGAACUAAACUAUUCCAGUAGGGGAAGGUAAUAUUAAAAAUUUAUUAUAGGAAAAGUAUAAUUAGAUACAAAAUAAGAUUAAAAUGAGAAAUUAUGCUUAAAGAUAAUUUUAUUACUUAAUUUAGACAUAAGAUUAUAGACCAGAAUUUGAAGAUAAAUAAAGAAAUCCAUCAGAUCAAUAAUAAAUAAACACAAAAAGCUAGUAAAAAAAAAAGUAGAAAAAAGUCAAAAGAGGAAAGGUGGUUUUGCCAUAAAUGGAGGAAGAGGAUUCUUUUGGUGGGAAUAUUGUAUAAGAAUAUUAAUGA